Anopheles nili is the source of this 1028-nucleotide messenger RNA. RefSeq names its product organic solute transporter alpha-like protein. Gene Ontology annotation, biological process: transport. Bases 1 to 936 code for a protein of 311 amino acids. The record is from RefSeq and is a predicted model, not a curated record. NCBI's taxonomy places the organism in Eukaryota, Metazoa, Arthropoda, Insecta, Diptera, Culicidae. The transcript has 8 exons. Gene Ontology annotation, molecular function: transporter activity.
AUGGAAAGCAAUGAGUCAGCUGCUGCCGUUUUGCUUCCGGCACGAAAUCUCACCCCGGCGAAAGGGGAAUGCACCAACGAGCUCCCCACCGUGCAGGAAUACCUCGAUGGUUUGAACUACCCGAUCGCUUGCAUUAUCGUCGCCACGGUGCUGCUGAGCAUUGCCACCUUUAGCAUAUUCUUUAAAAAUGCCUACCACAUCCUGCACCGCACGCCGAAACAGUUUAAAACCAAGUCCAUACUGCUGUUAACCAUCUACCCGCUGGUGACUCUCUUCGGUGUAGUGUCAAUCUCCGUACCGAGAGCCUAUUUCCUGUGUGACACGGUAAUGCAUGUCUACUUCAUGAUCUGCGCCUAUGUAUUCUUCAGCCUCUGCAUGCAGUAUGUUGACGGGGAAGAUGCACUUAUCAAGUCGACGGAUUCGCAAACUUUUUCCCUACGUACUCCGCCAUUCUGUUGCCUGGUGCCAUUAUUUAAACGACAACCCGUGACAAAAACUAGAUUACGAUUCGUGCGAAUGCUAAUCAUGCAACUACCGGUGGUUCAAACGGCUCUCUUCUUGGCUCUUAAUGUUGUGUUUGUUGAAGACUAUGCUAAUUUCAACCGUAUUAUCCUAUAUUUUGUGCCAUUGAUUGUUGUCUCUAUUCUGUUGGGCGUUUGGGGGCUGAACGUUCUCGUGCGAAUGCUUUCGCCGUUAUAUUCGGAUCUCAAAUUGAUGGGAAAAUAUUUUGUGUUGCAAGCCGUUCUUAUACUUUGCCGAAUACAACCACUUAUCAUAGCAGCCAUUGUCGGUAGCACGAUUGCCGAAUGUGCCUUUCCCAUGACGCUGCAGGUUCAGAAAAAUGCUGUUUUUCAAAUGUGUCUUUGCUUCGAAAUGAUGCUACUGUCCUGUUGGGCGUCCGUGCUUUAUAAGUUUCCUUCAGUCAUCGGACAGUGAUAGACGCAAGAUUCCAUUAAACGUCGUCUGUUCCCUGAAGUGUUGCGAUAAUGAAAAUGACAAAGAAUAGCACAGCUAUACAUGCUGACAAA